Messenger RNA from Engraulis encrasicolus (European anchovy), 1834 nucleotides. RefSeq lists its product as uncharacterized. The coding region runs from base 26 to 1744 and encodes 572 amino acids. The record is from RefSeq and is a predicted model, not a curated record. NCBI's taxonomy places the organism in Eukaryota, Metazoa, Chordata, Actinopteri, Clupeiformes, Engraulidae. The transcript is spliced from 10 exons.
GGAGGCGCUGUCUCAGGAUGUGGACAUGUCGGACUUGCCCUCAGACAAGACAGUGAGAUCACUACGGGGGAAGCAGGCGGCGAUCCCCUCAUGCGAGACUGUGAAAUCGCGGCUGGAGAGAAAGAAAAGGCCCCAGUCCAAGGCUGCGAAUGUGCCUGCCACGCCCCCAUGCGAGGCAGUGAGGACACGACAGGGGAGGAGAAAGAAGGCCAGCCAACAGCCAGCAGGAAACCAGGAGGAUGAGACGAGGCAGGAGGAGGAUGAGGUGAGGCAGGAGGAGCAUGUGGACGCAGCAGAGGAGGAUGUCCCCAGUACUGCCACAAAAGCAAAGGCGUACUUGCACUACGCUAACCGCCAAGGGGCCCGAUGCCUGGUGCUGGAGGACUACCGCUACGUCCGCAACAAGACCCGAAACGGCGUCAUGUACUGGCGAUGUACACAGGCCGGCUGCUGUGUGUACCUGAAAACCAACCUGUUCGACGUGCACGGGGACAGCGAACCACACAUCAAGGUGCUCCACCAGACCGGGCGUCAUCGUCACCUGGCGAAGACCAAUCAGCUGUCCAGGACGGCUCUCAUCGAGCACAUGCUGCAGCUGGUGGAGGCCGACCCCACGCGGCCGACCAAGAGGAUAUACGACCAGGUGCUGGCGUCGGCCGCGGAGGAGGACGUGGCGUCCGUGCCCUCGUUCGACUCGGUGCGUUCGCGCCUGGAGAGGAGGAGGACCAGCCUCAGGCCACAACUCCCUGACGACUCGCAACAGGUGCCGGUCACCGUGGAGACCUGGAACGGAGACAACUUCCUGUCCGAGCACCACGGCGACCACGGCUUCCUGAUCUUCACCACGGAGACGAACAUCACACGCCUCGCACAGUGCACACAGGUGUAUAUAGAUGGUUGGUUUGGAGGGUGCCCGCGGCCCUUUCAGCAGCUGGUGACGGUGCAUGGCCUGUAUUGGGAGCAGCCCAUAGCCUUCGUGAUGGUCCUCAUGUCUGGCAGCACGGAGGAGAUGUACAAAGCCGUGCUGAAACACAUCCAACACCGUGUGCAGACGCUCACCGGACAACAGUGGUGUCCAGAGGUGGUGACAGCUGAUCUGGAGGUGGCCCUCUUUAGGGCUCUGAGGGGCGAGCUGCUGGGAGCUCAGGUGGUCACAUGCAGCUACCACUUCUACCAAAGCCUCCGCAGCAAAAUACAGGAGCUCCACCUGGCAGGUGCGUACCAGUCUGACGUCCGUGUGAGGCGUUGGGUCCGUAGGGCCAUGGCGGUGGUCUUCCUCCCUCCGGCCGUGGUGCGCCAGAGCUUCCGUGAGGCGGCGGGCUCCGAGGAGACGGCGGGCCUGGUGGGAGAGCACCCGGCGCUGGGGGACUUCAUCCGCUACCUGGAGCAGACGUACCUGGGGGAGCACGCCCUCUUCCCGCCGCACAUCUGGAACGCAUACGGCCAUCGCCAGGACAACACCGACAACAACCACGUGGAAGCCUUCCACCAGAGAUGGAACAGUGCGAUUGACAGUCGGAACCCCUCCCUCUGGGUCUUCAUCCGCCGCCUAAAGGACGAACAGAAACAGGUGGAGGCCCAGUGCGUUAUGGUGGAGAGUGGUGGCGCCCCCUCUGGCCAGAAGAGGAAGUGGCGUCAGCUGGAGCAGAGGAUGCAGCAGCUACAAAGCCAACAGCAAAGCGGAGACAAGACACUGGAGGAAUACUGGGAUGCAGUACAGACUCACAUGGGCAACUUCGAAUGAACCAUAUAAUAUGGGGGCAGGGUUCGAAUACCACCCGAGACAGGGGCGGCCCCAAAACGGCAUUGCGAAAUAAAACAUGACUGAGCUACA